AGUAUAUAUGAUCUAACUAGCCUGAACUUGACAACCUUGCAUGACACUGAUAGUCGCAGUUAACUCAUCUGCUGCUUUCUGCAUUGUCAAACAACCUUACAGUCGCCAGAACUAACAGAAAAUGCUGUCCUACAUCAUUGGUUUGAUCCGAGGUGGAUUUGACAGCAUCGUCAACUUGAUCUUCAGACUUCUCUUCCGAAAGAGGAAACCAGCCCUCACCUUAGAGGACCCCGCCAUUAAGUAUGCACUGCGGCUCUUGGACAAACAGAUUGUCAGCCAUGACACAAGGAAGUUCCGCUUUGCCCUGCCUUCCCCUGAACACAUCCUUGGUCUCCCUAUCGGGCAGCAUAUCUAUUUAUCUGCGAGAAUAGACGGGAAGCUGGUCGUCCGUCCGUAUACGCCGGUGUCCAGUGAUGAUGACAAAGGCUAUGUAGACUUAGUGGUGAAGAUUUACUUUAAAGAUGUCAACCCUAAAUUCCCAGAGGGAGGGAAGAUGAGUCAGUACUUGGAGAGCCUCAGGAUCAACGACACUAUUGAUUUCAGAGGACCCAGUGGUCUCCUCGUUUACAAAGGCAAAGGUGCUUUUGCCAUUCAAGCAGAUAAAAAGUCCACAGCUGACACCAAGACAGCUAAACAUGUUGGCAUGAUUGCUGGAGGGACAGGUAUCACGCCCAUGUUGCAGCUCAUCACAGCUGUGAUGAAGGAUCCACAGGACCAGACGGUGUGUUACCUGCUGUUUGCAAACCAGACUGAGAAAGACAUCUUGUUGCGACCGGAAUUGGAAGAGAUCCAGGUCAACAACCCGGACCGGUUCAAGCUGUGGUUCACCCUGGACAGAGCACCUGAAGACUGGGAGUACAGCCAAGGCUUCAUCAGUGAAGACAUGGUGAGGGAACACCUGCCUCCUCCCAGUGAGGACAGUCUCGUCCUGAUGUGUGGACCUCCGCCUAUGAUCGAGUUCGCCUGCAACCCCAAUCUGGACAAAAUCGGCCACUCCAGCAGCCGCAGGUUCAACUUCUAGAUGUCCGGGCGUAUGAAGACGUUCAGUUAUACUCUCAAAGCAUUAAAGCACUCGUACACUGGGUAUACAAUAUUUAUGCGACGAUAUAUUCAUCAUGCAACAGCGUCACAGCACGGACCAAUUAAUGUAAUCAGUAAGUGUCACUGAAGGGGAGGGGAAGGUAUUUGGCAUUAAAGAUGUGGAUGUUUGCAACAUUAGGAGUUGAGGUUUAUUGGCCGCUUUCUGAGUGCCUUAACACUUGCGAAGCUUUUUUUAAUGCAGUCUAAGAAUCGCAACCACCUGCUUCAUUUAUACAGAAUUGUAUUUAAUCCAUUAUUGCUGUUUUGAAUGUGUUGGUUAACCUGCCUUCUGUCUAUCGUCAUGUCAAAGAUGUCUAUUUUGCUAAAACAUGUUCGUAGUGAUGUGGUUACUGACAUGAAGUCUUUGCUGCUACUUGUGUUUGGAUAUGCAAUAUUAAAAAUAAUUGCUAUAACUCCCCCUCA
Molecule: messenger RNA, 1503 nt
Organism: Anarrhichthys ocellatus (wolf-eel)
Lineage: Eukaryota; Metazoa; Chordata; Actinopteri; Perciformes; Anarhichadidae
Gene: cyb5r3
Product: cytochrome b5 reductase 3
Exons: 9
Coding region: 122-1021 (299 amino acids)
Cellular component (GO): mitochondrion
Molecular function (GO): oxidoreductase activity; FAD binding
Source: RefSeq, a predicted model, not a curated record